GGACCGCCCCGCGAGUUCCGCGCAGCCCCGAGCGCCGCCACAACUUUGCGGAGUGGCGGCGAGAGGGAACCCCCCCCUCGGCAACGCGCGCCUACCCACGCGAGACCGGACCCCACGCGGCGGCACCCCGAGUCCCGCGCGCCGCCGCGAGCGCGGCCCCGCAGCCUUCCUCCCCCCGCUUCUUCUCCUCCUCCUCUCCCUCCUCGUCCCGCUGCCGUCCGGGCCGGGAGGGGCCGCGUGGGCCGUUUCUUCUCCCGACGCCCCCCAGGCUGCGCCCGCGGCAGCUGCUACCCGGCCACCGGGGACCUGCUGGUGGGGAGAGCCUCGCGGCUCAGCGCCUCGUCCACCUGCGGGCUGCGGCGGCCCCAACCCUACUGCAUCGUCAGCCACCUCCAGGAGGAGAAGAAAUGCUUCGUCUGUGACUCGCGGAGACCCUACGAUGCCCGCAGCAAUACCGACAGCCACCGCAUCGAAAAUGUGCUGACCACCUUUGCCCCCCGCCCCAAGAAGGCCUGGUGGCAGGCGGAGAACGGCGUGGAGCACGUCAGCAUCCAGCUGGACUUGGAGGCUGAGUUCCACUUCACCCACCUCAUCAUGACCUUCAAGACCUUCCGCCCCGCAGCCAUGCUGGUGGAGCGCUCGGCCGACUUUGGCCGCAGCUGGAAGACGUACCGCUACUUUGCCUAUGACUGUGCUGCGUCCUUCCCCCACGUCCCCCGUGGGCCCCCGCGCCGCAUUGACGAUGUGAUCUGUGAGUCGCGCUACUCUGACAUCGAGCCCUCCACCGAGGGGGAGGUGAUCUACCGCGUGCUGGACCCCGCCAUCCCCAUCCGCGACCCCUACAGCCCCGCUAUCCAGGAGCUGCUGCGUGUGACCAACCUGCGGGUGAACCUCACCAAGCUGCACACGCUGGGGGACAACCUGCUGGACUCACGGCGGGAGAUCCGCGAGAAGUACUACUAUGCGCUGUAUGAGAUGGUGCUGCGUGGAAACUGCUUCUGCUACGGGCACGCCUCGGAGUGUGCGCCGCUCAGCGGGGCCACAGCCACUGUGAAUGGCAUGGUGCACGGGCGCUGUGUCUGCAAGCACCACACGCAGGGGCUGAACUGUGAGCGCUGCGAGGACUUCUACCACGAGCUGCCCUGGCGCCCGGCUGAGGGC
Messenger RNA from Centrocercus urophasianus (Greater sage-grouse), 1161 nucleotides. Its product is annotated as laminin subunit beta-1 variant-like. Gene Ontology annotation, cellular component: laminin trimer. Lineage: Eukaryota; Metazoa; Chordata; Aves; Galliformes; Phasianidae. The record is from RefSeq and is a predicted model, not a curated record. Gene Ontology annotation, molecular function: extracellular matrix structural constituent; integrin binding. Gene Ontology annotation, biological process: substrate adhesion-dependent cell spreading; basement membrane assembly; cell migration.